AUGUCAAUUCUUUUUAGAGGCGCAGAGUCAAUAAUUUAUUUGCAGAAUAAUCUUUUAUAUAAAGAAAGAUUAAGUAAAAAAUAUCGGAUUAAAGAAUUAGAUAAAAAAAUUAUUGAACAAAGAACCAAAAAAGAAGUAAAUACACUUAAAAAAUUAAACUUUUUACAAAUUCCUGCUCCCAUUUAUAAGCAUUCUAAAGGCAGCAUAAUAAUUAUGGAAUAUCUUGAAGGCAAAACUGUUAAAGAAUUAAAAAAUUUAUCUGAAAACAUUUUUUAUGAAAUAGGUAAAUUGGUAAAACUUCUACAUGAUAACAACAUUAUCCACGGUGACUUAACAACAUCUAAUUUUAUUUAUAAUGAUAAAAUAUAUGUCAUUGAUUUUGGAUUAUCUUUUACUUCUACAAAAGUUGAAGAUAAAGCUGUUGAUUUGUAUGUUUUUGAAAAAAGCGUAAAAUGUGCGCAUGAUGAGAAAUACUUAGAAAGCUUUUAUAAAGGAUACAAUAAUGAAGAAAUAUUGCGAAGAUUAGAACUAGUAAGAAAAAGGGGUAGAAAACAAGAAUUUGAUCAUUAA
Molecule: messenger RNA, 570 nt
Organism: Vairimorpha ceranae
Lineage: Eukaryota; Fungi; Microsporidia; Nosematidae
Product: mn2+-dependent serine threonine protein kinase
Exons: 1
Coding region: 1-570 (189 amino acids)
Biological process (GO): protein phosphorylation
Cellular component (GO): cytosol
Molecular function (GO): protein serine/threonine kinase activity; ATP binding
Source: RefSeq, a predicted model, not a curated record